Abrus precatorius (Indian licorice) is the source of this 813-nucleotide messenger RNA. RefSeq names its product cystinosin homolog. Gene Ontology annotation, molecular function: L-cystine transmembrane transporter activity. NCBI's taxonomy places the organism in Eukaryota, Viridiplantae, Streptophyta, Magnoliopsida, Fabales, Fabaceae. Gene Ontology annotation, biological process: L-cystine transport. The record is from RefSeq and is a predicted model, not a curated record. The transcript is spliced from 8 exons. Gene Ontology annotation, cellular component: vacuolar membrane. The coding region runs from base 1 to 813 and encodes 270 amino acids.
AUGGAUUCUUGGCAUUCGGAACCACUUCAUGUGUCAUAUGAAGUUGUGGGUUGGUUUGCAUUCGUUUGCUGGUCCCUUAGUUUCUACCCACAAGUCAUCUUGAACUUUCACAGGAAAAGUGUUGUGGGGUUGAAUUUUGAUUAUGCGGUGGUAAACUUGAUGAAGCAAACUUCUUAUUUGAUCUACAAUGCAUCUUUGUAUCUAAGCUCUACUGUUCAGAAGCAGUACAAAGAAAAAUACGGUCAGAAAGAGAUGAUUCCUGUGGCAGCAAAUGAUGUUGCAUUCUCAGCUCAUGCUGUUCUCAUUACAGCUAUUACCGUAUUCCAGAUUGCAAUCUACGAACGUGGAGGUCAAAAAGUCUCGAAAAUAGCUUUUGGAAUCGUCCUUCUUGUGUGGUUAACUGCAUUUAUUUGUUUCUUCAUAGCAUUGCCUAAACAUCGUUGGUUAUGGCUAGUCUCCAUUUUCAACUUCAUCCAAAUUUGUUUAACGAUUGUAAAAUACAUUCCACAGGCAGUGAUGAACUUCAUGAGGAAAAGUACAGAUGGGUGGAGUGUAGGUUUCACUCUACUGGAUUUUUCUGGAGGGCUAGCAAACUAUGCUCAAAUGGUUUUGCAAUCAAUUGAUCAAGGUUCUUGGAAGAACAUCUAUGGAAAUGUAGGGAAACUAACGAUAUCUCUGGUAUCUGUGUUCUUUGACAUCAUCUUCAUGUGCCAACAUUUUCUAUUAUAUCCUUCAACAAAUAACAGAUCAGAGACCUCUAUUGAACUUGAGGAUGCCAAGUCUUCAGAUCAAACAUUACCCGAGAAUGUCUAA